AUGGCAUUCAAUUCAGCAUGGAAGGCUACAGCCUUGCUAACCUGGUUACUUGCGACAGAUACUGUAAAUUGUUUGCCAAAUCCAGUCAUUGGGAGUGUGGCAGAGAAGGUUCUUCAACAAACAGCUACAAGACCCACGGUAGCGUUUGAAACCCAGUAUCCUCCAAAUAAUUCAGAGGAUAGAAUACUCAUCCCUGAAGCAUCGCCAGUGUAUCGUGUUGCAUUGGAGAACGAGGGUCAUCCAUCGCAGUUUCCCUUUCCAGGACCUGACCUAGGUCGUUUCCUUAAAGGUGUAAAUGGUUUGUUGGAUGAAGCCGAACCCACUCAACAUCCUCAACAUCCUCAUCACACUCAACAUCCUCAAUUGGUUUCAACUGCCCAGAGUGUACCUUCAGUAACAGAAUCUAUCCCAACAGAAGCACCGCAAACUGCGCCUUUCACAGACCAAGCCCCAACUGGCGCUUCAGCUAUGAACAACCAAGAUAUUUUCCUGCCAGUGGCGACGGAGGCUCCUCCAGCCAACAUCAAGCGUCGUCAUGAUCAUCCGGUGAUGAACAAGAAUGCCAACUCAUCUGCCCCCAUCGAAACAAACAAAUUCUAUGCAGGGUUGUUCUUGGGAUCGCAGACCAAUGCUAGCUUUACUCAGCCAUACUCUUUGGCAUGGUCCAGAGGAGGCGGAACUCUGAAGAGUUGGGGUGUGUCAGUUUCUCAUGUUGAGACCAACGUACUGGCCUUUGGUCCCAAGAACAAGAAGAUCCCCGGUGAUCCUAUUGAGUAUUACAUCAACCCGGUCGGACUUCAGCAUGUCAUUCUCUCCGCAGCCGAGCUGGAUGAAUCUAGUGUUCUGACUGUUGAAGAACCCAAGGCCUUUUCUGCGCAUGCUGUUCUGAAGCGGUCAGCCGGGUCAGAACAGUCAAUCACCUUCCCAAUUGUCCAAGGUAUGGGCUACUUGACUGGUGUAUACAAUGACCUGCAGCCAUUGAUUGAGAGUGGUGUGUUCAUCCGCAAAGUCGUCAGCGCCGGUUCCCCCAAGCCGGGUAUCUUCAAGUAUCAAGUUUUGCUGGAAGACGACACUCAGUGGGUUUUGUAUGCCACUCCGACCGAUGGUCAGGAUCCUAAGCUCAAGCUAGCCUCCAACUCUAGCCUUCGUGGUCAAGCUGGGUUUUCAGGUACCAUCCAGGUUGCUAAGAACCCUGCCGGCAAGUCCGGCGAGAAGUUCUAUGAUAACUCUGCUGGAGUUUACCCUGUUGCAGGCCAUGUCACUGGCUCUGUCACGGGAGACGUUGGUACAUACAAUCUUUCCUGGACCAAGGCUGGCAAGCAGGCUCAAGAUAGUCCCCUCAUCAUGUUUGCACUGCCACAUCACGUUCAGUCCUUCGAUCGCACCACGGUCGGCCGAGUGACCGAUAUUCACUUGCGGACCACCACGAAGGGCAAUGCAACUGCAGUCAUUGGUGAGACCUGGACUAUGACCGAGGCCAACCUACCAAUUGAUAUGGGAUUCGCCCCCUGGUCUCCUGUCCAUGGAAGUGUCAAUGCGCUUUCCACGACCGCUCAGCGUGCGAUCCUCAAAGUAGCACCCACAGAGCUCACCCAAGAUAUUGAUGCCCAAAGUGACCUAAACAGCAUGUACUACAGCGGGAAAGCUUUGAGCAAGUUUGCCACGCUUAUCUAUACUGUCACGCAGCUUGGGAACAACGUCGACAUCGCCACUGAAGCGUUCCAGAACUUGACUAGAAGCUUUGAUCGCUUUGUACAGAACGAGCAACAAUUCCCACUCACAUAUGACACCGUUUGGAAGGGUGCAGUAUCUACUGCUGGGUACGCUGGCGACCUGAAUGCCGACUUUGGAAACACUGCCUACAACGAUCACCAUUUCCACUACGGAUACUUCAUUCAAGCUGCCGCAAUUAUUGGAGCCCUUGAUCCCAGCUGGCUGGCCAAGAACAAGGACUGGGUCAAUAUGCUGGUGCGUGAUGCUGGUAACUCGGUGGAGGAUGACCAGUACUUCCCAUUCUCGCGUGGCUUUGACUGGUUCAAUGGCCAUUCCUGGGCGAAGGGUUUGUUUGAGUCUUUUGAUGGCAAAGAUCAGGAAUCUACAUCUGAGGAUACCAUGUUUGCAUAUGCUGUGAAGAUGUGGGGUCGUACGACUGGCGAUGCUAGCAUGGAGGCUCGUGGCAACAUGAUGCUGGGCAUUCUACGUCGCUCUCUUGAUAAUUACUUCCUAAUGCAAGAUAACAACACCAACCAGCCGGCUGAGUUUAUUGCAAACAGAGUGACUGGAAUUCUUUUCGAAAACAAGGUCGACCACACUACCUAUUUUGGUAACAGCCUUGAAUUCAUCCAAGGAAUUCACAUGUUGCCUCUUCUUCCCAACUCUGGCUACACUCGUCAACCUAGCUUUGUGGCACAAGAAUGGUCGUCCAUGUUCGCCGCUAAUGCUUCUACCCCUGCUUCAAAGGUGGAAGGGGGCUGGAAAGGUGUUCUCUAUGCAAAUCUUGCUCUGAUUGAUCCCCAGGCUGCAUGGGAAUUCUUCACGCAGGAUGAUUUUGAUUACAGCUGGAUUGAUGGAGGUGCAUCUCGAACUUGGUACCUCGCUUUUGCCGCAGGUCAGUCUCUUCCCCAUCAAGCUGAAAGGCCAUUUUACUAA
Messenger RNA from Penicillium malachiteum, 2649 nucleotides. RefSeq names its product glucan endo-1,3-beta-D-glucosidase. The record is from RefSeq and is a predicted model, not a curated record. The coding region runs from base 1 to 2649 and encodes 882 amino acids. The transcript is spliced from 6 exons. Gene Ontology annotation, molecular function: glucan endo-1,3-beta-D-glucosidase activity; endo-1,3(4)-beta-glucanase activity. Gene Ontology annotation, cellular component: cell surface. NCBI's taxonomy places the organism in Eukaryota, Fungi, Ascomycota, Eurotiomycetes, Eurotiales, Aspergillaceae.